Messenger RNA from Mycena citricolor, 284 nucleotides. The record is from the annotation of a GenBank genome assembly. NCBI's taxonomy places the organism in Eukaryota, Fungi, Basidiomycota, Agaricomycetes, Agaricales, Mycenaceae.
AGUUAACCUUGGAAGAUCCAUUGAGAGAAGGGUCGCAUGACCUGGAGGAUUGGCUGGCUCAUCAAACCGAAGGGCGCAACACUAUUCGGGAAAUGAGCAAGGAAGAAACGCACAUUGUGCAUGGGUUGCCCACGUACAAUCAAGAGGGUGCACUGAUUGCACCUGAGGGCUACAUGUCAAAGUUGAGAGGGGUGAUGGUGAUGCUCACCUUUAACCUCUCGCACAUUGCUUUCCAGUCUAAAAAGGAAGAUCUGAUUUUGGCAGACAUUGUCAAGAUGAGGGUC